This is a messenger RNA of Mesocestoides corti, 219 nucleotides long. NCBI's taxonomy places the organism in Eukaryota, Metazoa, Platyhelminthes, Cestoda, Cyclophyllidea, Mesocestoididae. The record is from the annotation of a GenBank genome assembly.
GUGCUUUUGUGCCAUCGCGGAAACAAGUCCCACGAGACUGCCAGACAACUUGCUGACGCUCUAGAACGAAUUCUUCCUCGAACUGGAUCAAGCGCUGAUCUAAAUUCUCUUGUAAACGGUGAUAACGUUGAAGACAAAGUUGCUGUUUUGGUCCGUGACGUCGCUGGUGGUCUUCAAGCAUGGAGCGAACAGGUUGACAACAGAUUUCCUACAUAUUAG